This is a messenger RNA of Seminavis robusta, 6149 nucleotides long. Lineage: Eukaryota; Bacillariophyta; Bacillariophyceae; Naviculales; Naviculaceae. The record is from the annotation of a GenBank genome assembly.
UUGACACUCUCCACUCGUUCUUUACUAGUGGUUAGUAGCAGUAACGCUCUAUAUUUAGACACACUGUUAUAUUUACUGGAUUCCUGAAUCCCCCCCUGUAUAUAUAUCUGAAUGUUGACUGUAAGACGAUUCGUACGAUGGUACAGCCCUGUAAGGUGAUUGAGAAUUACUCCAGAGAGUAGUAUGUUACUAUGCGGUCUUCUUACAAGUUUGAAUCUUGACGUGUCUGAAUCAUUGGGAAAAGCAUUAAAAAGGGGGAACGCAGUUAUAAGUAAGUACCUGGUACUAACCGGUACGCAGCCUUCUUCCGAAUGCACCGAUAUUUAUUUAGGUUUUGACUGGUAUAAAAGUAAUCACGCUUCGUCGAAACCGCUUGGCGGCUUGGACCGCAUGACGGCAUGCUCACAAUGCUCACCCGCCGGUCGUGUAUCAUACAACCACGCUGCGUUGUUUUUUCCAAAUUUGUUGGGAGCUUCCACAAAUCGUGUAGCUGAAGCCAAAAGCAACAACACUCCCAAAACAACAAAGGCAACGAAUCGAAUCCACUAUUGACUGGAAGCUAACGAGAGUAAGAGGACUGCAAGAUGACGAAAACCGAGAAUGGCAAUGGCGGUGCUGUCUCCCUCAAUGGAAAGACAAAACUUUCCACGGUAACAACUAUUGCAACCAACACCAGCAGAGAUGACACCAAUAGCAAUAGCAAUAGCAACAGCCUCACCUUUGACACACACAAGAUCACGCACAAGACCACACACAUCGCCCCUUCAUCUUCAUGGUCUGAAUCUGAUCUCACCUUUUCCCAGCGUUGGACACGUGCCAUUGAUUCAGUGAGAAUCCGCCUUUGCGGAUUCCUCAAAAUCAUUACUCACUCCGCCGCCACUCAUCCUUGGACUUACGUGAUUGGCAUUACAAUCCUCAGUAUUGGAUUAGUUGCUGCGGGACUCUUCACCAACUUUGAAUUGGAAACCAAUGGAGAUGUUUUGUGGCCUCCUAAGGGAUCCACCACCAAGCAGCAUCAAAACUGGAUCGAGAAUGAAAGCAGAUUUGCACAGGAACUAGACUAUAGUGUCAUUUACGUUCACCUAGAUGGGGCCAAUCUUCAAGAAGAUGCACUACAAGCCGUCACUCGAGCCUUUGAAGUGCGCGACAUGGUACAAGCAUUGCCAGGCUUCACUGACAUUUGCGACAGCCCAUACACGGACCCUGUCACCAACGUUACCAUGGAAUGCUUCCACCAUGGAGUCGUAGACUUUUGGUGGCAAUCAAAAAAACUAUUCCAACUUUCCGUGGAUUCAAAUGAUGAAGCCAUUGUUGGCAUGUCCGAUAAUCAAUUCCCUUACGGAAGGGAUGUCGAUGCUAAUCGCAUUUACGGAAAUGGCAAAUACGACGAAGCCGGCCUAUUGACGCACGCAGAGGGGUACCGCAUUGACAUGCUAUUUCCCCUUCGAGACGAAUCCAAACAGUUCUUGUCAGAUCAAGUCGUUGACGCAGUCUUCCAAUUGCAAGAACAAUGGGACGCUCAAGACCUCAACAGUCCCUACAAGUAUCAUCUCGAAGUACUCGCAUCCACAUCAUUUGACGACGAAUUCGACCGAGCCGUCGUAAACGAUCUACCACUCAUGCCGGCUGCUUUCAUUGUCAUGAGCAUUUUCUGUUGCAUCGUUUUUGCACGAUGGGAUCGAGUCAGGUCACAAUCAUUGCUCGGAUUCGGGGCCGUUGUGGGGGUACUUUUCUCCAUCUUUACAUCCUACGGAAUAUUCUUCCUCGCGGGUGUACCAUUGACAUCUGCCACACAAAUCGUUGUCUUUGUCAUGUUUGGAAUUGGUCUCGAUGAUGCAUUCAUCAUUUCCGGAUCCUACAGUCGCACCGACCCCAAAAAAGAUCCUGUCGAACGAGUGGCAGAUACCAUUGACGACAUUGGUUUGUCCAUUGCUCUCACCACAUUGACGUCUUCCUUGGCCUUUGGCCUGGGAUGCAUAAGCAGUAUUACCGCCGUAAAAUGGCUCUGUCUCUAUGCAUUCCCUACCAUCAUUAUCGACUUUCUAUACCAAAUCACAUUCUUUAUCAGUCUCAUUGUCAUUGACGAACGACGCAUGCAACGCAAUAAAAUUGAUUGCCUCGUCUGCAUUGACGCUGGAAACAAAUACAAGGAAAACCAAAACCAACUCGACAAUCAAGAAGACCAAGACAACAGCGACAAAGACAAACCUGAACAACAACAACAACAACAGCUCGCUGAAAAGCCCAGCUUGUCAUCUCGCUUCAUGGAUAUGUAUGCCUGCUUCUUGUUGCGGCCUUUUGUCAAGGGGAUUGUCUUGUUGGCAUUCACAGCUCUACUCGGAGCUUGCAUCUACGGAACUACACAGCUGCGACAAGAGAUGGAUUUUAUUGAUCUCGUCCCGUCGGAUUCAUAUGUCAAAGACUAUUUUGAUUUCCAGGAUGCACACAGUCCCAGCGUAGGCAUUGGUGCCGAAGUAUACUUUCGAUUUGUGGACCAAUCCGACCCUGUGAUUCGACAAGAAAUGAAAGACUAUUUGCAAGACUUGGAACAAAACGACUGUAUCCAAAAGGAUCCUUCCUAUAUAUGGAUGAACGACUUUGACAUGUUUGUGGCCAAAGAAUUGGAAUUGAACAGCAACAAUGCAACUUCUCUGACGUUUAAUCAACAACUGGACGCUUUCUUGGAGGAUCCCCUGUACAAUAGUCUCUACAAGAACCAUAUUGUGCGGGACCAGAUAUCCGGCAACAUUACCUCAUCACGCGUUGAGGUGUACAUGGAUCUAGAAUUGGGAGACUCGAGGUUUCUGCAGGAGCGCCUCAAAUUGAUCCGACAAGUCGAAGGAGAACAACCCAUGAAUCAGGGAUUGGCUGGCCCUGACCAGAGAUGCUUCAUCUUUGAAGACACCAUGAAUAUGUGGGAGUUCUAUGCGGUUGUGCCGGAGGAAUUGACAUUUACCACUGUGGUGAGUGUGGUUGCCGUGAGCAUUAUUGGGCUGGUCUUUAUCCCGCACUGGACGGCAAUCUUCUUUGUCAUCCCAUCGAUUGUGACGGUCUACAUUGACCUCCUGGGUCUGCUGUACUUUAUGGGUGUUACCGUCAACCCCGUGAGCUACAUUACCUUGGUGAUGAGCGUUGGUCUCUUGGUCGACUUUGUCAUGCACAUUCUAUUGCGGUACUACGAGUGCCACGGAACCCGAGAGGAGCGUGUGAAGGAAACCCUCCGAACCAUGGGUAGCUCCAUUCUGGUUGGAGGUAUUUCUACCUUUUUGGGUGUCAUGCUCUUGGCCUUUAGUACGAGCGAGAUCUUCACGACUAUCUUCCGAGCUUUCAUUGGGCUCGUGGCGUUGGGAAUUGGUUACGGGCUUAUCCUGUUGCCAGUUGUCCUGUCCAUCGUUGGCCCCGAAGAUGAAGAGGACUACAAAAAGAUGCCGAACACGAGCAGCACGGAUGACUCUCCCAUCCGUGCCGUUGACGCAUUCCCCGCUGACGAGGACCGUGGAAUCUCACUGCUGCUGGAGGACAUUGAAGAUGAGAUCUCCGUAUAGUUACACCCGCACCAGGGAUCAUCAUGACGGGUUGUAUCUGUGACAAGAUAUCAUUAAAGAUAUUAUGUAGUUGUACUCUUAUGCUAUCUUGAAAGCAUGCAGCUUCCCUUUUGACACGACACCCUUGGCGAGAUCGCCAACGCCUUGGAUCGAUGAAUUUGUUCUAUUCUAUUAGGCCAGCUGUCGGCAUCAAAUGCCAUGUCUGGUAUUCUUUGAAGUCUUGCAAUGUCCAGACAAUUUCUCGAAGCAUAGUGAGUUCCGUGAGGGCAAAACUAUCUUGUCCGCCAUGAUGCAGCUUUUUAACAACCUUUGGCAGCACCUGUUUAUUGUAGAAUUUUAUCAGCUCAGCCACAGCCUGUUUUUGUGCGGAUGUCAAAGGGGACGGUAGAGCUAGAACACGGCCCACGGUGGUGUGAAUAAGGUUCUUUGGUCUUGAAGUUAAUCGGUCCUCUCCAAUAACUGAAAUGGCAAUUUGGGAGCAGGCCACGCGAAUUGCUUGGAAGGUGGCACUGUCACCGGCAUGGGUCGCGAAAAAGGGGUCAGUAUCAUCAAUGAAUCCAGCAAUCAUGGCCCCGGUGUCUGUAAGUAAAAGUGAGUCCAGCUUGAGUUUGGGAGGAGCGUGGCGGGGUGAGCUACUUUCAAGGAAGUAGGAUGACAGGCUUUGUCGAAUUCGUUCUGCCUCGUUCUCUUGUACGAGGCUACACCGUUUCUUGUCUUGCUCGUUCCAAAAGAGAGAAGGGUGUUCCUGGAAGACCGCAACCGUGAUAUGAUGGGUCCCCAGGGGUACUCUCCAAAUGUUUUGCUCCAGUAGCUCUUUCACCAUGUCAGCAGCGCCGGUAGCUAGAAUCUCUUGCAGAUCCCUGACAAAGGCCUCAAAGACGUCAACACUUUCCCUUAUAAUUGGCCCAGAUCCCGCAUUGCGACCACCCGUAGCAUCCAACAAGGCGGCCACUGCUAAGGGUCCGUCUCCCUUGGGAAAGGACGGUAGAACGUAGCUGAACCGGUGGGCCCGCUGGUGAUCAGGUGAGUCUCCACUGGCAGGGUUGAUAUCUGUAGCAAACAAGCGAUUGGCAUCCGUAGAGUCAGGCCACUCUUGGUUGCCUGCUCGUUCUACUGCUUUGUUUCCUAUUGACUUGUAGACUUGGGAAAGCGAAUUUGAUGUUGGAGGUGGCUUGGGUGGAGGCUGGUUGGACAUGUGCAAAGACAGCGCAUUGGCAGUCAUUGCGUGGUUUCCCGCAGUAGCAAAGAGGCCCAGCCAAACCAGUCGCAUUGCAGCGAUCAAGGCAGCGAAACCAAAUCCAAUCACAACCAGUCGGUUUCGUCUUGCCACACGCAAUAUAUAUGAUACUAGCUGCUUAUCAGGAGGCCGUCUCUCGGUUGCUCUCUUUCUGCCGCCCAAGUACAUACAGCUGCCGCGCCACAACAACACCCAACAAGUUUAACAGACAGAGUGACGGGAAGUUGUGCCUUUGGUAGAUUCCAGAGUUUGAAUCCAUUAGGGAUCAGGAUAAGACUUUCUUCAGCUCGAGCAUUGCCCCGAUCGAGACGAGACAUGAUCUACCCUCAUCCGCACAAGGUCAGAGCCGACUACUAGUACAUUAACGGGAUAUCACCCUGAAAUCGUUCCUUAGUGUACAUUAACGGGAUAUCACCCUGAAAUCGUUCCUUUUAGUGUACAUGUAUGUGCCUUGGAGGAAUUCGAAGUGGCAUUAAAAGAACUUGCACCACCAACAUGCAUCUGCUGUUUCAUUCCGAAUGGCUUCCAAUGUCUCGUUUCCAAUCGCACAAGCAUAGCGAUCAUGGGGUCCAUACCAAUUUGUUACAUUGUCACAAUAAAUCUGUCCUCUUUUGUGGAGUUCACCAUAUGAUAUGUUAAUUCCUGUUGUUUGGGUCAGACCAUGUUCCUCUUCAUCUGCAACGAUAAUCACAUCCGUAGCAUUUGUUGUGGUGAGGUUGCCUUCAACAAGCAACGAUUGAACUCCGUUUCCAGCUCGAUUUGCGCAGGGCAGUCGUACAGUAUUUUUGAAGCUGGAAGUUGCAAUGACAUAUCCAUACAAUACUGGACCCGUCACGGCAAGGUCCUGUUGGGUGGUCGUGGGCAGUCCAAGACUUCUGGUUUCAACAUUGUGAAGGAUUGCCUGUAUGAUUUCAAGGAUUACAGGAGAUCCUCUCUUGGCACUGAGCACGGCAUUCCAAGUGGACCGAAAGUCAGUAAAGUUGUCGCGUCUGUCCUCCUUGGGUAGUUGAAAUGUAUCAUCCGCAAAGUCAAAGCAAGUGGAUAGGGUCUCGUUGUCAGCGAGACUGGCCCAUCUCUCCAAGGGCUGUGUGAGGACAAGCUCGUUGUCAAGAUAGAUGCCGCCAUAUUUCCAUAAUACCAGUGCUCUCCAUAAGUCCGCCUUGAAUGCCUACAAGAAGAGAAAGGACAGAGUGUGAAUUUCUUCCACUUUCCUUUUUCAUUGGACAUUGGAUGAUCAACACUUUACUAGUACUUAAUUGCUUGCACUUACCCAUGGCCUCAGCAGUGACCAUGCUUCAAACACUCCACUGAUAUUAUGUGUCUGUUUAAGUUCCAGUCCAAUCUCAUAGACAGAUCUUGCAGAUUCA